This is a messenger RNA of Paramecium sonneborni, 206 nucleotides long. NCBI's taxonomy places the organism in Eukaryota, Ciliophora, Oligohymenophorea, Peniculida, Parameciidae. The record is from the annotation of a GenBank genome assembly.
UAUGAUAACAGAACUUUUGACACCUGAAAGAAAAAAAUAAAAAGGAAAACAUAUCUAGGCAGGGCUUGCCCACUUUGUCUUGGACCCUUUCCUUCAAUUAGAGAGCCAUUUCGGGGUCUUAUUCAAGACAAUGAUAGGAGGCUAAGCCUGUGCUAUUAGGUUGGAAAGAAGAUCCUGAUUUAUUUAUGUCACCUCCCUCUAUCGUU